GUAUUUAUACGAUUCAAGUUGUUUUCGAUUGAUGAAUUUUAUUCUUUUGUGUUGAUCGCAUGAGCAGACAAAAGUUCUAUUGAGUUUUUAUAUUCGUUGUAAUUCACUAACAUGUUCUCAAUAGUAGAUUUCUACGGAAAACAGUCCAAUUAUAGUUGUGGAUAUUGUAAACAGUCAAAUUCCUGCCAGUCCCAUGGUAUGUGGGCUCACACAAUGACGGUGCAGGACUACCAAAGCCUGAUUGAUCGGGGCUGGCGCCGAUCCGGCUGCUAUUGCUACAAGCCUGAAAUGAGCACCACUUGCUGUCCGUCUUACACGAUAAAGUGCAAUGCGAUCGAUUUUCGGUUGAACAAGUCUCACAAAAAGAUUAUUAAACGGGUCAAUAAAUUUUUGAAAGAUGGAGUCCGGCCAAAAGAUGAAUUCACUGAAGCUGGGACGAGUGACGGUGAUGAUGGACUCUUUGGCGGAGAAAUGGAAAUGGCUGAGGUUGCUCGAAAUCCACGGAGAGAGCUGAAUGUGAAUACUUUGAAUUCCAUCCGCGCAGCAAAUAAGACACCGACGGAGGAUGUAGUUGACGGUGUUUGCAUGGGCAAGGGUCCAACCCCAGCCGCAACCAUUAAUAAAUUGGGCCUAUCCAGUGAAUCAUCGAUUGAAGGAAUGAAAGUGCCGUUAAAGAAGGCAAAACUUCUUAGGAUCGAAAGGAAGCGAGAAAAGCUGAUUCAAAGAGGUCUCAGCUCUGAGGAUGUUGAGCGAAAAAUGAUAAGUGAAAAAAGGAAGAACGUCGAGAAGAGCUUGGAAGAUUUUUUGGACGAAGCUCCGAAGGAAUCGGAAGGUGCUGCUCAUCGUUUGAAGCUCGUCACCAUUUGCACCAAAACUGACGAGUUCAAGCGAAGUCUCGAGACCUCCUUUGAUCUGUACAAGAAAUAUCAGACCGAAGUGCACAACGAUUCGCCCCAAACGAUCGAUGAUUAUAAGGAUUUUUUGGUCAAGUCACCGCUUAAGUUUACCACUGGACAAAACACUCCGAGCUGUGGUCUGGGUUCGUUUCACCAGCAAUACUGGUUGGAUGACCGCCUGAUUGCCGUGGGGGUCAUCGAUAUACUGCCAAACUGUGUCAGCUCUGUUUACUUUUUUUACGAUCCGGAGUUCCGGUUUCUGUCGCUAGGAACAUAUGGUUCAUUAAAGGAAAUCGCUUUUACGCGUAAACUGCAACAGCAGACAGCUAGCAUUUCCAACUAUUACAUGGGAUUCUACAUCCAUUCAUGUCCAAAGAUGCGCUACAAGAGCAAUCUUAGUCCGUCCUAUUUGCUCUGUCCGGAGGUGUACAGUUGGCAUCUACUCGACCAGCAGAUCAAUGAGAAGUUGGAGAGAAGCAAGUAUUGCCGUCUCAACGAAGAUCCCAGAGCUGUCGAUCAGUACAGUUUGACACCACGGGAUCUGCUUAAUGUGUUAAUACUAGUUGGUGGUUCGUACAUGCGUUACUCGUCGUAUAUGGAAAUGAUGGAUGAGACUGAACCUAAGGAGAAAGUGGAGACGUACUCGAAAUUAGUUGGAAAGGCUUGCGCAUCGCGUAUGCUGCUGUACGAAGGGUAGAAUGUGGCGGGUGUACUUAUGUACUAUCGGUCAAUUAUUACGUGGCAGUAUAAUUUGAUUGUUAAUUAGCUAUAUAUACUCAGCGUUUGAUAGCAGCAUUAUUUAAGACUUAGAAAUUGAAAUGAAUAUGUAGAUAUGCUUCUCUGUAAUUCGAGGUUCCUUGUAUUUAUUGCCGAAAUAAAAUUAAUAAUCACAUCGCUGAUAGCUGCUGUGCUUUCUACUCAGCGGAAUAGGUGUCACCAUUUUUCUACCGCUCCGCUCCGAGCGGCACAAUCAGGAGGCAGC
Messenger RNA from Topomyia yanbarensis, 1878 nucleotides. It is a transcript of the gene Ate1, whose product is annotated as arginyl-tRNA--protein transferase 1. Gene Ontology annotation, molecular function: arginyl-tRNA--protein transferase activity. Lineage: Eukaryota; Metazoa; Arthropoda; Insecta; Diptera; Culicidae. Bases 112 to 1593 code for a protein of 493 amino acids. The record is from RefSeq and is a predicted model, not a curated record. The transcript has 6 exons. Gene Ontology annotation, cellular component: cytoplasm. Gene Ontology annotation, biological process: protein arginylation.